AUGGCGCGAGUCUGCUCGCUGAAAUCAACCCUACUGUUAGGCGUAGUUUCUGCUGUUGUGACUUCGUAUUGUUGCUGUGAAGAAUUCCAGUCUCCUAAAUUUCACAGAAACAAUUUGUCAGAAUCUGGAAACAAGUUACUUUCUUUCCAAACGAACACCUUGAGAUCUGAAGGAGACAGGUUAAACAGUGCUGUGCUUUUCUUCAUCGUCCAGAUGGAUUUUACUUACACCCCAAGGUUUUUUUCUACUUCCCUAGAAUCUUGUUUGUUUGCCUCUAACAUAUCUUUUUCGUCACGUUCGAUUGAGCAUGAAAAAGAACGCUGUAUUCGAGGACGUUAUCUUAACCGAAAAACUUCGCUGGUCUGUCUUUAUUUUACAGCCGUACGAACGAAACUCACACCUUUGAGCUACGAUGGUUCAUUGGGCUGUUUACACGGUAUUCCGAUACCAAACAGGACAUUAGACACUUCAUUCACACCCCAACAAGAAAGAACUGUUCUCAUGGAGAUAUUCAACCAAACAGCUGGUCAUAAUUGGCACGACAACACAUACUGGGGAAAUUACUCAGUAUCUCACUGCACCUGGUAUGGAAUCACAUGUGAUCGUACCUUACGCUACGUCAUCAGCAUCUCUCUUACAAACAACAACUUAGAUGGGACUCUUCCACCAAGCCUGUGGAAGUUACGUAAUUUGCUGGGCUUGUGUAUUAAGGGCAACAAAGGGUUGUCAGGCCAUCUCAGUAACAUCUUGUCUGCCAAUAUGACUACCUUACUACGCGUGGAACUUGCCUUUAACAAUUUGUCUAAAGAAAUUCCUGGUAAAAUUUUGGCCGGUAUGAAGUUGCUGGUGAAACUGCAACUUUGCUGUCAAAAAGGAAGCGGUCUUGAUGGAGAAAUACCAGAGGAAAUCGGAAACUUGACGGAGCUACAAGUUCUUAGUCUUGGGGGAAACCUGGGGUUGCAUGGUUUAAUUCCGAAGAGCAUUGCAAAAUUGAAAAAACUCUACUUUUUUGAUCUUGAAACUGCUGAGUACUUCAGCGGUUUUGAAAACUUAUUCAACCUGUCAUCUUUACGUUACAUGCAUCUUUCUCUCGCUGGACUAAGUGGAACUUUACCCGACGAGUUUGGAUUGUACUUUCCCGAAAUGAUCGAGUGUCUUUUGCCAGGAAAUAAUUUCUCUGGAAACAUUCCUUCAACGUUGGGCAACAUGACAAACUUGCUACGUUUAAACCUGGCAAGAAACCGUUUUUCAGGAAAAAUCCCAAAAAGCGCUGGUUCAAUCCGCAAGCUUCAAGUUGUCGACUUAAGUGGGAAUCAGUUGUCAUCGUUCGAGGAAGAAAUUUCGUUUGAAUCAAUUAAAGUACUCCUUCUUGCUAACAAUAAACAGCUCACUUGGUCUUUGGAUGACCUCUUAGAAGCGAUGGAACCGGCCAAAGAAUCCUUGCACAUUCUUAACAUCCGCGACUGCAAUAUUUCUGGCACGAUCCCUGCCAAGCUUUGGGACUUCAUAAAGUUGGUAUCUAUAGAUCUGCGACAUAAUAUGUUGAGUGGAAAGCUUCCGUUGAUGGGGUCGUCCGAAGUGUUGUAUUUCCUACACGACAUCGAUGUGUCCAUGAACAACCUUUCCGGGCGAAUUCCUGAACAUUUUGUAGAUUUACCUUCUCUGGAAGUUCUAAAUGUCUCAAAGAAUCCUCACAUGCAUGGAUCUGACAAGGCACGUGUAACGUUGCCUGAUUACAUGACGGUUGAUUUUACGACUUUUAGCCACAGAAAUCCUUCUGAUAAGUUCAAGUGUCCCAAUGCUCGUCUCAUCUAUAACAACGGACUUGUGGUUUUAGAUCCUAGUUAUUAUCAUUACCGUCUGUGCAUUUGCGAUGUUGGAUACUAUGGCUCAGCUAACACUUGCUUACCUUGCAUGCCAGGUGCAGUGUGCAAGGAUCAAAUGCUUCCUGUUCAGAAUAUGGUCAUCAAAGCGGGAUACUGGCCGUCAUCACGUGAUCAGAACGUGACUCAUCUUGUUGACUGUUCACGGGCUUUGGGCACAAGUCCCUUAGUAAACACGUCUUGUAACCCAACGGGCGCUUGUGACUGCCGGAUUGGACGGGUCAUGGAGAAAGGAAAGAUGAAUGCCAGAACAUCCACCGUUUGUAAUAAGUCAUGUCUUUGCCGUACAGGUAGCAAAGAACGGUUUUGUUCACUCUGUGAAGAUGGCUAUUACAAACAAGGGAUCCUUUGCUAUGCCUGCCCCAAAACUGAAGCCAGCGUCUACAUCUUGGCUGCACUUACUGUCGUCACUAUGGUGCUGUUAAUUCUUGCGUUUUUCCUGUACGAAAGAAAGCGCUUUCUUGCUGUAGUACUUGUCUUCUCAGAAAUAAUUUUGUUAGCGGUGUUAGCCAUGCUCCACAUCAUUCCAGGCUGGCUGCUUGAACUCAACACAAUAGCUCUCUUUGUUGGUUUAGCUGAAAGAGGUAAAGCCGCGCGAGGAAUCCUUAAGAUCAGCGUGUUUUAUUUCCAAACUCUGGACGCUUUAAUUUCCAACUAUGAUAUCUGGCCAAAAGAAGUUCUUGAAACUCAACGCUAUAUCAGCAACGUGUUUAACUUGCAUUUCUCAGGUUUGGCGUGUGUGAUUCCUAGCUUGUUUACACCACUCGGCGAGCUUGUGUCCCUUAUUCUUUUCCCUGUCGUCUGUAUCUUGGGUAUUUGGUUGUACUAUGGUCUUGGACACCUCUUGUUUGCUGUUCUUAGACUUGACAAUUCGCAAGAAAGGCGAUUUCGAUUACGGAAUACCUGUCUACAACUGUCCAUCGUGUCUCUUAACCUCACCUAUUUUCCCAUUGUCAAGAAAACAGCUUCUGUCUUGGCUCGCUGCGGAGAAGACAACGAUUAUCAUUACCUAAGAGAGGCACCAUGGAUUGAGUGCAAAGGUCAUAUUUACACCACACUACAAGUGUUAGGCUGGCUUGCAAUGGUACUUUAUGUGACUGGGGUCCCGUUUGGAGUGUUCUUACCUCUCCUGCGAAAAAAUAAUGUUGUAAAAAGAGACGAGCUGCCUCCACAAGAACAAGAAACUUUGAAUAGUUGGCUAGGUUCUAUCUACCUACCAUACAAGAAAGAAUUCUGUUCCUAUUUCGAAAUAUUACUUCUGGUAAGGCGCAUGCUAAUUGCAUUCUCUCUUUCCCUUAUCACACGCACUUCGUCAUUUCAGACGAUUGCAGUUUGCUUUGUAUUGUUGCUUUCCCUGUGCUUCCAGCUUCUCUUCAGGCCGUUUAAUGAUUCUUACCGAAAGAUUCCUUUGGAAAACACAAUGGAAGCCUUGGUUCUUUUGACCUUGCAUUUCUCUUUUGUGAACAUCAGAUACGCAGUUCAGAAACCGGAAUCUUCUGCGCCUAUCGUUUGGAUGCUGGUGACAGUGAAUUUAUUUCUCCUUUGCGGAAUGGCUCUCUCGAUAAUUUUACUCCUUGGCAGGGGACAUGUCGUAAAGAUGCCUGUUGUGGCAAAUGAAAAGGUGGUAAAUGACGAAAUCGCACCAGUCUAUCAAAGAGAUUCCCCUUUGUCACUGCUGAUUAGGAAUGGACCCGAAGAACAAUAUGGGACGUUUAAUAUUUCACAAAUUUAAACUAUGUACAAUGGAGUAAUCAGAAAUGGUGACAUGCUUACGUAUUCUGAUGCAGAAAGGAGAAGCGAGGUCGAGUGUUUAUGUAAACCCGAUGCACCAGCGAGGUUUUAUUUACAUAAGUAUUUUCGUAUUCUUCAAAAUUUUCUCCAGCGUUUGCAUUCUUUAGGUUGCAAAGCAUGUUUGAUAUAAGCGGUAUGCAUCGUACGGUUAGUGAAGGCGGUCGAAUAUCUUUCCUUCACUCCCGUUUAGUCACCGGAGUUUUACCCUAUAAAACUGACCAUAUUAUUGAAUCUAACGUUUUUUUUUAUAUAUAAUCAUUAUAAAUCAUAAUAACAAGUUGCGGAUCUCAAAUGUGUUCCCUCCGUUGAUGUUUCUGUAUUUAGGGACUGUGCAAUAAUUACCUGGAG
This is a messenger RNA of Orbicella faveolata, 4022 nucleotides long. Its product is annotated as putative leucine-rich repeat-containing protein DDB_G0281931. Gene Ontology annotation, molecular function: protein binding. The record is from RefSeq and is a predicted model, not a curated record. Lineage: Eukaryota; Metazoa; Cnidaria; Anthozoa; Scleractinia; Merulinidae.